AGUACGCACUCCAGCGCACUAUAGCAACAACCACCAUUAAUAUUAUUAACACCGUUUACUUUAAAAAAAAAAGAUAAUAUUUAUUUUUAUUAUUAUCGAUUUUCCUUUCCAAAAAAAAAUUCCUGAUCGGCGAUCGACGGGAAUAAUCUCCUCCCCCAAUUCCUCGCCGCCGAUUAACCGUUAAAUCCUACCCGGAAAGUAUGACCCACCCAAGACCCAAACUAAGCUACUAAUCAUCUUCUUUAAAAACCCUAAAAAAUCUCUUAUCAUUUUUUGUACUAUCUCUCUACUUUGUUAUAAAAUAAAAAAGAGUACUUUGUGUGUUUUUGUGUAUAAUAGAAAAAAAGAGAGAGAGAGUACACUGAGAUUCACGAAAUCAAAGUCACUGUCUUGAUUUUCUCGAGCUCAUAAAGUACACGUGGCGAUCUGGGUCUUGCUUCGCUUCACUCACUCCAUUUCUACUGUUCAAAUCUAGCUGAAAUAAGAUAUUGUGGUUAUGCAUGAGCAUUGGAACUUUAGUCCUCUUACGCAUGCUGAGACGAUCAUAGUUUUCCCAUCAAGUAUUUGGCUUCCUCAGUGACUUGAAUUUCUAUAUGGAAGCCAAUAUAGAGGAGGCCCUUAGGGCAAAAGAGAUUGCUGAGAAGAGAUUUGGUGAAAAAGACUUUUUUGGUGCAAAGAAUUAUGCUUUAAAGGCAAAAACACUAUUUCCUGGAUUGGAGGGUAUCUCUCAGAUGGUGGCCACUUUUGAUGUUUAUAUCGCCUCUGAGGUGAAAUGCAAUGGUGAAAUUGAUUAUUAUUCAGUUCUAGGGUUGAAGCCUUCUGCAGAUAGAGAUACAGUGAAAAAGCAGUAUAGGAAGAUGGCUGUGUUGCUUCACCCUGAUAAGAAUAAAACUGUGGGAGCUGAUGGAGCAUUUAAACUUGUAUCUGAAGCAUGGACCAUGUUGUCAGAUAAUCGUAAGAGAAGCUCUUAUGAUCAUAAGAGAAACAAACAGAUGGCCUCUUGUGUUGUCCAGACAAACUUAUCUUCAGUACAUACUGCUGGAGUCGCAGGAUAUAACAAUAGUUCCAAUUCAUCAACUUCUCAUGGACUUGAUACAUUUUGGACUGUGUGCACUUCUUGUAAAGUUCAGUAUGAGUAUCUGCGGAAGUAUGUGAAUAAGAGGCUUUCAUGUAAGAACUGUCGAGGUACUUUCAUUGCUGUGGAAACUGGAACAGCUCCUGUGAAUGGUUCUUUUCCUUACUCUCCUUGGUCAUAUGUUCCUGGUAAUGGGUAUGGAACUCAUGGAUAUGAUGGAGUUACAUAUGUCCCAACCACCACUACUGUAUUUACUGGAAAUGGAGCCUCAGGACUACACACUGGGCAUGGUUAUGAGUAUGUUUCAAAUAUGUCAUUUCAAUGGAGCUCAUUCUCUGGGACUUCUGCUGGAGUCAUGGGCCACAAUACGUCAUCUGCAGUUUCCAAUGAUACAGUUUAUCAGGUUAAUGGACAUGCUACUGGAGCAAGAGCUAAUUUUAAGUCAGCAGCUAAUGGAAAGCGUUCAGUGAAACCUGCCACGAAUAACCUGAAUUUUAGUGUUGCUACUAGCUAUAAUGAAUCUUCAGGUUCUAAGGCUGGCAGACUUGAUAAAAAACGGAAAGUCAUUGGAGCUGGAGUUAAAAAUGGAUAUGAAGAAAAGGGUGGUUUGAAGUCUGCUUCGGAAGUAAGAUUAGCUAAUGGAAAUGCCAGUGUGGAGCCUGACCCUAAGAUUUCAGUUCCAAAUGAACUUCUACCAAGACGUGUCUCAAUUGCACCUGCUUUUGAUGCUAGGAAGUUAUUGAUUGACAAGGCAAGGACUGAAAUUCGGAAGAAAUUAGAAGAAAUAAGAUCUGCUUCAGUUGCAGUAGCAGUUAAAGAGAAUGCACAAGAUCAAUCCACAGAGCUGGGAGCAGCUCCUAAACGUGAUAAUUCAGAUGUUUCUGGCUGUCAAACAAAGCCAGUUAAAAUUGUGCCAACUUCAAUAACAGUCCCUGACCCAGAUUUUCAUGAUUUUGACAAAGAUAGAUCAGAGGAAUGCUUCAAGCCAAAGCAAGUAUGGGCAAUAUAUGAUGAAGAUGAUGGUAUGCCUCGCUUGUACUGUUUGAUCCGCCAGGUUGUCUCAGUUAAUCCCUUUAAGAUUCUCAUCACUUACUUGAAUUCCAAAACUGAUACUGAAUUUGGGCAAGUGAAUUGGAUAGAUUCUGGGUUUACAAAAUCUUGUGGGCAUUUCAGAGCAUGGAAUACAGAUCUUGUUGAUCAAGUGAAUAUUUUCUCUCAUCUUUUGAAAGGAGAAAAGGCUGGCCGGGGCGGUUGUGUUCGAAUAUAUCCCAAAAGCGGAGAUAUUUGGGCUGUUUAUCGAAAUUGGUCUCCACAAUGGAACAGAUCAACCCCAGAUGAUGUGAGGCAUCAGUAUGAGAUGGUGGAGGUUCUUGAUGAUUACUCUGAAGAGCUUGGAGUAUGUGUCACUCCUCUCAUUAAGUUGGCAGGUUUCAAGACAGUAUACCAGAGGAACAUGAACAAGGAUGCGAUUAGAUGGAUUCCAAGGAGAGAGAUGGUGCGCUUUUCUCACCAGGUGCCAUCUUGGUCGCUUGAAGGAGAAGCAACUACGAGUAGUUUGCCGGAUAAGUGUUGGGAUCUGGAUCCAGCUGCAACUCCAGAUGAACUGCUUCAUGCUGCAACAGAUGUGGAGGCUUAGCUUAACACAGUCAAAGCAGGAAAGCAAGAGUUAUUUGGAGUUUGAUUUAUCAUUCUUACAGAAAAUUUUUAGGUUGACUGUACAAUAUUCCAUACUUGGUUCAAGGCCAAUGCAAACGUUAACUCCAUAUGAUUUUAGAUAAUUUCAUGUUUACUGAGGAACGUUGAGCCUGAGAAAUCUGAAUCCAUUGACUACUUGUUGACAGAAUUGCACAUCUGUUCAAUGAGGGCUGUUGUAACAUUUAUUGAGCAGUUACAACUGACUGCAAACUCAAAAGCAGAAAUGUAAUAUUUGUAUGUUUGGCUACAAUUCAAUGCUAAAGAAUUGCAAGGCUCGCUGCAGUUCAACUGUAGCCUCUUGAUUUUC
Messenger RNA from Ricinus communis (castor bean), 3077 nucleotides. RefSeq lists its product as uncharacterized. Lineage: Eukaryota; Viridiplantae; Streptophyta; Magnoliopsida; Malpighiales; Euphorbiaceae. The transcript is spliced from 2 exons. The record is from RefSeq and is a predicted model, not a curated record. The coding region runs from base 594 to 2711 and encodes 705 amino acids.